AUGUAUUGGUUAAAACCUGAACCUGUAUAUCUGCUUGACCACAACAUCUCUCUCUCUCUCUCUCUCUCUCUCUCUCUCUCUCUCUCUAACCCUCGAUAUAUCCGAGCCGGUGCCAAGCGUGUCCAAAGUGCCGCCAUUGUGGCUGCAAUAGCUACCCUUGUGGUGGUCACUGGAAUCCUUGUCCUGCUUAUCUACAAAAAGCGAAAGAGCUUAAAAGAAGUGGUCAUCAUCAAGACAAUGGCUGCCAAAAAUAAUACUUACAAGUCUAACGUCACCGGAUGUAAAAUGGAUUACACUCCUGAAGCCCCGGUUGUAACUGAUGAGUGGGAACUGGAUCCCGACAAGCUCAAGUUUAGCACCCCGCUCGGACAAGGUGCAUUCGGAAAAGUGGUCACCGGAUAUUACGACCAAAGAAAAGUGGCCAUCAAAGUCGUUAAAGACAGUGCUCCAUUGUCGUACAAGGAGGAUCUGCUCGCAGAAUUGAAUCUUAUGAAACGAAUAGGUUGUCAUCCAAAUAUUGUUUCCAUGGUCGGCGCCUGUACUCAAAGGGAGCCAAUCGCAUUGGUCAUGGAAUAUGUGCCGUAUGGAAACUUAAACAAUUUUCUCAGAAAAUGUCGGAUGGAAGGUGAAGUACGAGCUAAGAAUGGCGUCUCGGAGAUCAACUACUCGAUUAUGGACAAAAAUGGACAGAUCGAGAACGGAAUUAUUACCGCCAUUGAUAUAUUGUCAUUCGCCCGUCAAGUCUCGAUGGCCAUGGAAUACAUGGCCGAAAACAAAUACGUCCAUCGAGAUCUUGCCGCCCGGAAUGUUUUACUUGACUGCGGAAAAGUGGUCAAAGUUUGUGACUUCGGCCUCUCCCGAGAUAUAUAUAAGGACAACCAAUACCAAAAACUGACCAACGGGAAACUGCCCAUUAAAUGGAUGGCUAUUGAAUCUCUAAGAGAUCGGUUAUUUACAACGCACAGCGAUGUGUGGUCAUUUGGUAUCCUACUCUGGGAAAUUGUCACUAUGGGGGCUUCUCCUUAUCCAUCAAUAGCCUUGGCAGAUCUUUAUCAUGUACUUUGUAGCGGCUAUCGUAUGGAGAAAACAAGCAAUUGUUCAAACGAACUGUAUCAAAUAAUGUUACUCUGUUGGGCGGAAGAGCCGAAAAUGCGACCGUCGUUCACUCAACUUCGUCACAUGCUAGAGGAGCUGUUAUCCCGCGAUCGGAACUAUCUAGACCUUGAUAAUAUCAACGUGCCUUUGGUCAACUCAGAGAACAGCAGUCCGCCACAAUCCUUCGAUUCAUUCGCCGAUUUUGCGCCACCACUGCCCAAACAUCGACUGACUGAGAUGACUGCCGAAGCAUCGUCGGAGGAAGUAUCAACAGAAUGCCUAAUUCGGCAGGCGUAG
Molecule: messenger RNA, 1392 nt
Organism: Acanthosepion pharaonis
Lineage: Eukaryota; Metazoa; Mollusca; Cephalopoda; Sepiida; Sepiidae
Source: the annotation of a GenBank genome assembly